Messenger RNA from Spodoptera littoralis (African cotton leafworm), 3681 nucleotides. NCBI's taxonomy places the organism in Eukaryota, Metazoa, Arthropoda, Insecta, Lepidoptera, Noctuidae. The record is from the annotation of a GenBank genome assembly.
AUGCAUCUCGAAAAAUUGGGGAAUGAAAAAUGUGAUGUUGGUUCUCUCUUCAAAGCUAUUGAGAAAGAAACACAAACUAAAAAGCCAAAUGCAGUGAAGAACACUAAUUGUUCAGAGAAAUCCUUUAAAUUACCGCUUCCAAGGGAACUAGAAAAGAAGGACAAUGAGGAAGGAACAUUAAAAGUAUUUUCAUUUAGUCAAAUUAUACAGGAUCCUGACUGUCCAACUUCUGUUACAAUAGUCAAAGAAUCUCUCACUGAAGAAGCUCACCCACACGAUGAUGAUGCUUGCUCAAAUAAAUACAAGUAUUGCAAAGAAGUUAUAAAACCAUUUUUACAACCUUACCCACCGGGUUGUCCGAAUUCUGGACAAUUACUUAUCAACGAUGCUGUAAAGGCUGCUUCGGAAGAGUUUCCUGAAAACCCACCUUGCUACGAAGUGCCUGCACCGGACAAAAAAAAACAAAACUGUGCAUCAAGCUGCCAAACACCACCAGUUUCGAAAUGCCCAAGCAAUUCUUGUACAGAUUCAGGCGAAUCUGAUUCUUGUUCCCCUAAGAAGGACGCUAAAUGUUGUAGUUGUCCAAAAAAAGAAAAGAAAGAUAAAUUCUGUGAGUCUCCUAAGAAGGAACCAAAAUGUUGUAAUUGUUCAAAAAAAGAAAAGAAGAAGGAAAACCCGUGCGACUCUGGUCCUAAACCAAAUUUUAGACUCUGUCCAGGUCAAACAGAACCAAAAAUUUGUAUAGAAAUAACAGAUCCUAGUUUAUGCCCAGGUUGUCCCAAGCCACGUUGUGGGAAAAAACCUGAGGAUAAGUGUUGUUGUGCGUGCCUUAUAGGUAAACAAGAUCUUGAUAAUCCUUCAAUAAGUCCACAAAAAUCUAAUAAUUCAAGCUGGCCAUCAGGUAUAGAAUCAGAUUGCUGCGAUAAAUCUUCCGAAAGUAAAAGUUGUAUAGGCAAAUUAUUGACUUCAUUAAAAACAUUAUCGGACAGUUGUUUAAAAAAAGGGAAGUCCACACAAGAUAAGCCACCGUGUUGUUGUGGUAAACCUCCAAGUCCACCACCUCCCUGUCCACCACCUCCUUGUCCACCUCCUCCACCGUGUUCUUGUGAAUCACCUAAGCCUAAGAAGUGUCCUCCUAAGCCGUGCCCUCCUAAACCGUGCCCUCCUAAGCCGUGUCCUCCUAAGCCUAGUCCUGCGAAGCAGUGUCCCCCUCCACCGUGCCCACCUCCACCGUGCCCACCGAAGCCAAAACCGUGUUCUCCUAAGGCGUGUCCUGCAAAGGCCAAACCGUGUCCUCCUCCACCGUGCCCACCAAAACCAAAGCCGUGUUCUCCUAAGCCGUGUCCUGCUAAGCAGUGUCCUCCUCAACCGUGUCCAAAGCCGUGUCCUCCAAAGCCGUGCCCUCCAAAUCCGUGUCCUGCUAAGCAGUGUCCUUCUAAGGAGUGUCCUGCUAAACCCUCUUCUCCAAAGCCGUGCCCUCCAAAUCCCUGUCCUGCUAAGCAGUGUCCUUCUAAGGAGUGUCCUGCUAGACCCUCUUCUCCAAAGCCGUGCCCUCCAAAUCCCUGUCCUGCUAAGCAGUGUCCUUCUAAGGAUUGUCCUGCUAGACCCUCUCCUCCAAAUCCAUGUCCAGCUAGACCCUGUCCUCCUAUGCAGUGUUCUACUUCAAGAAAUACAAUGGUUGACAGUCCACGGGAGAACCCAUCAAACAAAAACAAACCAUGUCCUCACAAAACUCCUGACGAAAGUUGUGAUAAAGAAUGCCCAUCAAACAAAAAUAAACCAUGUCCUCACGAAACUCAUGACGAAAGUUGUGAUAAAGACUGCCCAUCAAACAAAAAUAAACCAUGUCCUCACGAAACUCAUGACGAAAGUUGUGAUAAAGAAUGCCCAUCAAACAAAAGCAAACCAUGUCCUCACAAAACUCCUGACGAAAGUUGUGAUAAAGACUGCCCAUCAAACAAAAGCAAACCAUGUCCUCACAAAACUCCUGACGAACGUUCUGAUAAAGAACGCUCACCAAACAAAAAUAAACCAUGUCCUCACGAAGCGCAUGACGAAAGUUGUGAUAAAGAAUGCCCAUCAAAUAAAAAUAAACCAUGUCCUCACGAAACUCAUGAUGAAAGUGGUGAUAAAGAAUGCCCAUCAAACAAAAACAAACCAUGUCCUCACGAAACUCAUGACGAAGGUUGUGAUAAAGAACGCUCACCAAACAAAAACAAACCAUGUCCUCACAAAACUCCUGACGAAUGUUCUGCUAAAGAACGCUCACCAAACCGAUAUAAACCAUGUCCUUAUGAAAUUCCUGCCAAAAGUUCUGAUAAAGAACAGCCACCAAGCCGAUACAAACCAUGUCCUACCGAAAGCCCUGACGAAAAUUCUGCUAAAAAAUCAGCGUCCGAUAAAAAGCUAUACCAAAAAAAUUCAAAGACCGACUUACAAAGUAAAACAUCUUCAAAAGAUAUUCAUGGAAAGAACGGCACAAGUUCUGGCUUAAUAUACAGUAGUCCUAAAGGCCCAUGCAAAGUUGAUGACAUUACAAGUCAGCUAGUACAAGUAGCAAAUACAAAUGAGAAGCCACAUGUGACUAAUACUGGUGGUCUUUGCUGCUCCUGUGGUCAAGAAGAAAAACCAAAGCCUAAACAUGCCUGCAAAAAUCCUGUGAGGACACCACCUGUCUGUAACCCGAAUUCAAGUUCUAUGCUCGGUAAAGCAACAAUGGACGCACAUAAUGAAACUAUAGCUACUCUCAAAUGUGCCAUGAAAGACUUUAUGUGCAAAGUUUUUAGAACUACACAAGAAGCUGUUUCAGUUAUCUCUUGUGAAAGUAAUAAACAGUAUGAAAAGCUGAAAAAAUCGGUGUCAGAUAUGACUUCAGACUGUCCACCACCGAAAAAAGUAAGCAAUGAAUCUGGUAGUGAACCUAGCAACAAUAAUCUGAGGCGAUUCAGCAUUAUAAACAUGACCAAACUUCCUGAGACAAUAAAUAUACCACCAUGUAAACCACCAGAACCUUAUCCCAGUACCGCAAGUGGAUAUUUUGAAGCAGCACUUGAUAAAGUUACCUCUGCCGCAUCAAUGAUCAGCAGGUCACUAAUUUUUGACCUACCAGCUCAAAUGAAACGAAGUUAUAAUGAUGAUAGUUCAGAGUAUGAUAUUCCUAAUUAUACUAAACCGAGAGAUGUGGACAAUUUAAUGAAUCCUUUCGAGGUUAAUGUAUUUACAACAAUCAAGGACAAAAUCUGGUCUAUAUUUGUUGAUGAUGACAAGCAAGAAAGAGAAAUUCGAUCCACAAUGUCCAGCUCUGAAUCUUUAACCUCUGAGAAUACAAGAUUCAAGAUGGGAGACAUUAUAAAAGUGAAGUACUGCAACUUGAAGAAUCAAUCUGAAUCUGAAGCGCUCCCUAGCUGCGGUUCUUGUAAAGGAUCGUACCUACGGCCAUUUUUAUGUUACGAGAGAUUGAAGAACCCUGCAGCAGAGUCCUCAAUUGCCGUAGGAGGCUCCUACACGAAUGCCAGUUUUUGCGCCCAACCUGGUCUACAAACACACUAUGAUGCCAGUCCACAAUUCAAUAAGAAGAAUAAGAAAAAGGGCUACCAUGUCCCAAGCCUGAGCUACCACAGAAUUAAAAACCCCGAAUGGCCUAGAAGACCAAUCUCUUCUAACUUGGACUUCAACAUAUAA